CUUAUACUAUCAGCUCAGAGGCCCUUUGUUCUGUGUCGGUGUUGUCUCUGUUGCUGCGAGGAGUUUGUUUGCCUAUGAUCUACCUCCUGUCCCUGCCUGCCUUGUGGACUCUCAGUCUCUGCACUUGUUACAGCUCCUUUCUAUCAUCUUCACCACAAAGAACAAGAUUUUGAUCCUAGCACCAGCUUGACCAAAGAGGAAACCAACAAUGUCCAACAUCAUGAAAGUGUUUCUGCUCCUGGCUGUCAUCGUCUGCAUCUCUGAAGCCCAACGCGACGAUAUGUCAGGAGAGCAGUGUCUCUGUCGACGUUUCAGGAAUGGAAUCAACACGAGGAAUAGCGUAAAGGACAUCCAGAUCUACCCAGCAACCAUCUUCUGUGACAAAGUGGAGAUUGUUGUCACUGCCAACAGCGGCCUUCGCUAUUGCCUGAACCCCAAGCUGAAGACGGUGCAGAAACUCAUGGCUUCCAUCAUGAAACCUAAAACCUCUACUACAGCCAGACCAACUGAGGUCACUUCCGCCUCAGGCAGCACCGACACAGCUCGCUUCUGACUCUUUAUCUCCUCGGAUCAGUAAGAAGAAGCUCAGAUGACCUAUAACCCCCC
This is a messenger RNA of Sebastes umbrosus (honeycomb rockfish), 606 nucleotides long. Its product is annotated as C-X-C motif chemokine 10-like. Gene Ontology annotation, biological process: antimicrobial humoral immune response mediated by antimicrobial peptide; inflammatory response; chemokine-mediated signaling pathway. The record is from RefSeq and is a predicted model, not a curated record. Bases 209 to 553 code for a protein of 114 amino acids. NCBI's taxonomy places the organism in Eukaryota, Metazoa, Chordata, Actinopteri, Perciformes, Sebastidae. Gene Ontology annotation, cellular component: extracellular region. The transcript has 5 exons. Gene Ontology annotation, molecular function: CXCR chemokine receptor binding; chemokine activity.